AUGGAUCCGUUUUCUUUCGUGACCUCCGAGUCGCUGGACUACCCGCUGAGUGUUCGCAUAAUCAAUCUUGAAGGCGAAGAGGCACCUCCGAAGCCCUCCGAACUCUUUCGAAGACCCGACCUAAGAUACAUCGGAUCCAAUACGAGUACACACUCCGAUCUAUAUGUGACAGUCCAAGUCUGGGCGGGCUCCAAACCUCUGACGGUUCCUGUUCAGACAUCCUACAAGUCAUUCAAGAACGAGAGAAGCUGGAACGAGUGGCUCGACAUCCCGAUUCCGUAUAGAUCUCUCCCGCUCAACUCGCGACUAGCAAUCACGAUAUGGGACGUUUCGCCGACUGGGGGGAAGCAAGCACAGGGUCAUGCCGUCCCCUUUGGCGGUACAACAUUACCCUUAUUCGACAAGGAUAGUCAGGUGCAAAAGGGACGUUUGAAAUGCCAGAUACAUAGACAUCGACUUGCCGAUGGUCACGAUGGCACAACCACACCAUGGUUGCCAGCACAACAGCGAGCUGGGGCAAGACAAGCGGCCACUACUCUGGACAAGGAAGCCGAAGAGCUCGAGCGCAUGGAUCGCUUGUUUAAAAAGUACGAGAUGAACGAGAUCCCCAAGGUUGAAUGGCUCGACCAAAUGGUUUGGCGAUUAUCAGAGAAACGCGGUGCGGCUGCCACGAGAAAUUCUAUCAAAUCUCUGCAGAGGCAAACGAACAGCCAGCUGGGAACUGGCAAUAAGCAGCAGAACAACAGUACUGACUCAAAUGGGCACGACCUCUCAUCGAAUCCGUCCAAAUUCACCCUUACGGUCGAACUGCCAAGAUUCGACUUCCCAAUCGUCUUUACUGAUCACGAGUACCCACCACCACCGAUUUCGUCUGUCCAGCAUUUAUCUGCUUCGCAGUCCCACAUGGACCUCAAGCCACCCCCAGAGGUUCAGUUCGGGCCAGGCAUCAAUGGACCCGACGAUGGGGGCCACCGCGUUGUUCGCAUAUACGAUCCAGAAGUUGCGGCGCGGGACAAUCCUGCAGAGGCCAAACACAGGCGCCUUGUUCGUAGCCAGCAUCGCCACGGGACUUUAGAUAAGGACCUAAAACCCAACGCCAAGGUUCGGGACGAGCUGAAUGUGAUAAUGGCAUAUUCACCCACCCAUAGCCUGACGCCAGAGGAGAAGGACCUUGUGUGGAAGUUUCGGUACCAUUUGACCAAGGACAAGCGUGCGCUCACCAAAUUUGUCAAAUCAGUCAACUGGCAAGACCAGAGCGAAUCAAAGCAAGCCAUCCAAGUCAUGAGCAAAUGGAUCGAAAUCGACGUGGACGAUGCCUUGGAACUUCUCGGACCAACGUUUGAUGCUUCCGCCGUCCGCGCUUACUCGGUCGACCGUCUGAGAAAGGCCGAUGACCAUGAGUUACUACUAUAUCUACUGCAACUUGUACAAGCUCUUAAGUUCGAGCAUGUGCCUACGAAUACGGACGAGCCGGCUCUUGAUACAUCCUCAUUGGCGUCGUUCUUAAUCUCGAGGGCAGUUGAGAACUUCACACUAGCUACCUAUUUCUAUUGGUACCUUGUCGUGGAGUACGACGACAAGAGUCCUGAGCAAGGUCAAGAAGUGCGGACAAUGUAUGCCAAAGUCUUGCAUGAUUUCAUGGUUGAGCUCGAGGCUAGACCUGGCGGUACUGACACCCGGAAAACCUUGCUCCAACAGGCUGAGCUUAUAACUGUUUUGUCUAAAAUUUCAGGCGAAAUCAAGACAUCGUCCGAGACCACUUCACGGAAAGUCGAUAAAGUCAAGGCUUUCUUGGCAGAUCCCAAGAACGAAUUACUUGUUAUUGACCCUCCUGUCCCACUUCCGUUGGAUCCUUCAGUGCUGGUCACAGGUGUCGUCCCUGACGAGACUCGUGUCUUCAAGUCAUCACUGUCUCCCAUCAUGGUGACAUUCAAGACCGCUGCUGGUGGCAAAUAUCCCAUGCUUUUCAAGACUGGUGAUGACCUGAGGCAGGAUCAGCUGGUGAUUCAAAUCAUCACAUUGAUGGAUCAAUUGCUCCAGAAAGAGAAUCUGGAUUUGAAGUUAUCACCAUACAAGAUCCUAGCCACCAGUACGACUGCUGGUGCAUCGCAAUUUGUGCCAUCACAGACGUUUGCUGCAAUCUCAUCGAAGUACGGCAACAAUCCAGCGCUUGCAUAUUUGAAGCAGCACAACCCUGAUCCACGAGCGUACCAAGGUGUAAGAAAAGAGACACUCGAAACCUUUGUAAAAUCCUGCGCCGGCUAUUGCGUAAUCACAUAUAUACUUGGCGUGGGCGACCGGCAUCUGGAAAACCUGCUACUAGCACCGGACGGCCACUUCUUUCACGCAGAUUUCGGCUUCAUCCUGGGACGUGAUCCCAAGCCUUUUGCACCCGCGCUGAAAUUGAGCAAAGAAAUGGUGGAUGCCAUGGGUGGCUUUAGUCCCCCUAGUGAACUGUAUCUGCAAUUCAAGCAGUAUUGCUUCCUUGCAUUCACGGCCCUGCGGAAAUCAUCAAAUCUGAUAUUGAAUCUGUUUAGUCUCAUGGUCCAUGCCAACAUACCUGACAUCAAGAUCGAGCCCGAUAAGGCAGUCUUCAAGGUCAAGGAAAGAUUUCAUCUCGAUCUCAAGGAGGAAGAUGCGCUCCGACUUCUCGAGUCAAUCAUGGAGGACAGUUUGACUGGCUUCAUGCCUGUCAUGAUCGAUCGACUACACGCUUUCACGCAAGCACUGAGGACAUAA
Molecule: messenger RNA, 2739 nt
Organism: Pestalotiopsis fici W106-1
Lineage: Eukaryota; Fungi; Ascomycota; Sordariomycetes; Amphisphaeriales; Sporocadaceae
Exons: 4
Coding region: 1-2739 (912 amino acids)
Biological process (GO): phosphatidylinositol-mediated signaling; autophagy of peroxisome; phosphatidylinositol-3-phosphate biosynthetic process
Cellular component (GO): phosphatidylinositol 3-kinase complex, class III, type I; endosome; phosphatidylinositol 3-kinase complex, class III, type II
Molecular function (GO): 1-phosphatidylinositol-3-kinase activity
Source: RefSeq, a predicted model, not a curated record